Molecule: messenger RNA, 1572 nt
Organism: Pyricularia pennisetigena
Lineage: Eukaryota; Fungi; Ascomycota; Sordariomycetes; Magnaporthales; Pyriculariaceae
Exons: 4
Coding region: 1-1572 (523 amino acids)
Molecular function (GO): catalytic activity
Source: RefSeq, a predicted model, not a curated record
AUGGUAGAUCCGCGCUAUUCCGCAACCGUCGAGUCGUGGCGUCUGCUCGACAUGAUACUGGACUCGUUCGCGUCGGACCAACUAUCGCUGCCGACUGCAGCUCGCUUGCGCGUUAAAAGCAACGUCACCUUUCGUGCGUGUCGCGAUUUCCCAUAUUUCCCCAUUCCAUUCAAGGAGACCGAGACCACAGCAGCCCUCAAGGCCGUCGAGGCAGCCGUCGCUGCUGCGAUUUUGGACGCCCGGAAUGACACGGAUUUGCUCAAGGCCCAGUCCGAUCCCUAUCGGCGCAUGAGCGCGAACCUGUACGAGACGAAGCGUCCGGGAGAAUAUUACCAUAUCCAUGGAUCUCUGGAAGCUUCGACUACUUUGGGGAUGGUUGGCCUGGAACCCUUCCGCCCGGAUCUCAAAACCCAUCAGGAAAUCUCGGGUACCAUCGAAUCCGCAGUAAAGCAGUUCACAGUAGAGGAACUUGAGCAGAUGAAUGCAGAAAAUCGACAAGCCGGGGUGCCUGUACUCAAGCAUGAAGAUUUUCUCAAAACGCCUCAUGGCCAAGUGAUAUCCAAAAGCACCCCCUGGUCAAUAAUACCCCUCGAAGAAUCGACAUCACCGUGCCCAUUCCCCCCUGCAAAGGACAACCGCCCUCUGUCCGGGGUUAGAGUAUUGGAAAUGUGCCGCAUAAUCGCCGGCCCGACAAUUGCACGGAUCCUGGCCGAAUAUGGCGCCACGGUGCUUAAAAUCACGAGCCCGAACCUGAGCGACGUACCGUUUUUCCAAGUCGACGGCAAUAUGGGCAAGCACGCAGCAGAAUUGGACCUUAAAACGACGGCCGGCCGCGCCGAAUUCGACAAGCUUUUGAUGGAAGUCGACGUUGUGGUGGACGGUUAUAGGCCUGGGGCCUUGGAAAAGCUCGGCUAUGGUCCUGAAGCUUUGAGCCGGCUGGCCGAGAACAGGGGUAAAGGGGUAGUUUAUGUUAACGAAAACUGCUUCGGCUAUGAGGGCGAAUGGGCUCACCGUCCAGGCUGGCAACAAAUUGCGGAUUGUGUUACCGGCAUCGCCUGGGAGCAAGGCCGUUUUAUGGGCCUGUCGGAACCCGUCGUGCCGCCAUUUCCCAUUUCCGACUACGGCACCGGCUGCAUGGGCGCCAUCGCCGCGCUGGCGGGGCUGCUGAACCGCACCGAACGCGGCGGUUCCUGGCACGGCCGCGCGUCACUGGUGCAGUACGACAUGCUCCUUUUCCGCGCCGGCGCAUACCCGGACCACGUUUUGCGGCGGUUGCGGGAGGAAUGCGCCAAUUGGGACGGUUUCGAGGCGCUCCGCCACGACAACAGCGUCGACCAGAUCAGCGGCGCCGUGCUGCGUGGGAUGCGGCAAAGGUUUUCGGACUUUUUUGCCAGGGAGGACCUGAUGGAUUCUUGGUUUUCGGCAAAGUACGGCGCCGAAGUCAGGGUCGUCGCGCCCGUCGUGGAGAUCGAGGGGGCGGAAAUUUCUUUUUCGAGGGCAAGUCGGCCGAAUGGGUCGGAUCCAGCGACGUGGGAUUUUGGUAAUAAUGGGGAUUAUCGGAUGAAAAGAUGA